This is a messenger RNA of Meloidogyne enterolobii, 864 nucleotides long. Lineage: Eukaryota; Metazoa; Nematoda; Chromadorea; Rhabditida; Meloidogynidae. The record is from the annotation of a GenBank genome assembly.
AUGGAAGCUUCAGCAGAAAUGAAAUGGGGAUUAAUUUGUUCAAUUGAUGACCAAGAAAAUGUGAAGGAAUACAUUGACUUUAGUAUUUGGAUGGUUAAUCAAUUGGAAAUUAGCGCCUCAAAAUUGCAACUUGGACACAGAUUUGAUGAGACUCCGACAUUUGUUUUACAUGCAAUUCCUGGUUCAAUCGACCAAUCUCGUGAAUGUUACGAAACUAUAGCUAAACAACAUCCACAAGUUAUUUAUGUUAUUCACAUUUUGCCGAGCAAGGAUUCUUUGGAAUAUCAAGUUUUGAAGGAACAUACUUUGGCUGGGGCGCUUGUUGGACAAGGCGUUCUUGCCGAAAAUGCUCUUGCUCACUUUAAAUGUUAUGAAUUGGAUGAGGUUAUGGCAAACAUGAAUCAAUGGAUUGGGAGACGUCUUGCACAGAUUACAGCGCGGCGAACUGCAGAACAAGAAAAAGAUGAGGGAAUUUCUGGUGAUAUUUGGUCAAAUAAUAACGGUCAAAAAGCCGAAAAUAAAGAUUGGGGUUUUUCAAAAAACACAAAAUUAGAGCAAACAAAAGGAGUAGAAGGAGGAGGGAAUCCUUCAAAUUAUUCUUCAAAAAAUUUUCAAAAAUAUACUAGAAAAGACAAUUAUCGUUUAACUGUUGCAACUGGGGCUAAUGCUACAAAUCUUUUUUUGGGAGGAGAAGGAAAUAAAAAUAAUAAAUUUGAUCGUCGUUCGCCUUCGUUUAAUGCUGAUAAUAAUUUUGAACAGUGUGUGGAUGUUGUUUUACAUUCGUCGUUUCAGAGUUUUUUUUUUAAUUUUUUUUUAAUUUUAAAUUGGGGGAUCUUCGGGGUGGAUCUUGUCCUAUGCCGCUAA